Acanthamoeba castellanii str. Neff is the source of this 621-nucleotide messenger RNA. RefSeq lists its product as uncharacterized. The coding region runs from base 1 to 621 and encodes 206 amino acids. Lineage: Eukaryota; Discosea; Longamoebia; Acanthamoebidae. The transcript has 3 exons. The record is from RefSeq and is a predicted model, not a curated record.
AUGGCUACAGACUUCAACCUGAUCUCGUUCGGCAACUUCAAAGCGACAGGUGGUGGCUCCAGCAUCAGAGGCCGUCUGUCAGUCCAACACAAUGUGUCCAUCUCCGGGACCUUCAGCAUCGGCGGUGCGCGCAACGUGCGCCAGCAGCGCUACUCGGUGGUGAUAGGCGGAGAGUCGGUGACGUGGCGCUCGGGCAGCGUGAGCGGCGGCGGCUUGCUGGUAACCUCUACCAACGAGGGAGCCAUGCAGCUGGACUUGGGCAAUUCCCUCCAACGACAGACCGUGGGCGGCUGCGACGUUGCCUCCAACUGCUUGAUUUCGUUCUUCGAUGAUGCCUUCUCCUACUUUGAUGGCUUCACCAGCGACAUGGCCAGUGACGCCCAGGCCACCGGCGCCGGCUCAGUGACCCUGCUGCACGGCGGGCUCCACUUCACCGGUCCUCGCUGGGUGCAAGGCACCAGAUGUCUGGUGUUCCGCGUGCCCUUGGAGCAGUGGAACUUGGUGCACUACUUCACCAAGGCCUAUGUUGUGGAAGACCAGGAGUUGGUGGUGAUUGACCAGGACGGUACAUUGUUCAAGUCAUUGUGUUUGCGGAAGGUGUCGCACAACCUCCCCCGCUGA